AUGGUAAACCAUGCUCUGAAGAUGGAGAAAGACUGCAAGGAUCGCAGAUUAGGAGAUGAAGGAAAAAGGAAAAUAAUGCCAUUGAGAAAGUUUGGGAAGAAACCCUGGCAGUCUUAUAGGAGAAACUCUAGAGGGAGAUUAUACCCACCUAACCCAAGAAUUCCGAGGAGUCUUUCGGGCAAUAUAGACAAUGACCGAAGCCUAAUUUGUAUUUAUUGUGGGAAAAUCAACCACAUUGCUGCGGAAUGCUACCAAAAGAAGAAUGUAUGUCGGAAAUGCUACAAGCCUGGCUACUGGGCGAAGGACUGCCCAAUGUUGAAGACCGAGGAUCGCCCGAAGACCCAAGGACGAGUGUUUGCACUCAUUGAACAAGAGGCUAAGGCAUCCACCUUGGUGAUCAGAGGUAUAUUCUCAAUUUGUGAUAUUAAUGCUAAAGUCUUAAUUGACCCUGGAUCCUCUCAUUCAUUUGUUGCACCCCAUUUUUCUCGUUACAUGAAUGCUGCACCUGCAUGUCUCAAUUACACUUUAGUAGUAGUAUGUACACCGGUGGGCGACUCUAUGGAGACUGAUAAAGUAUAUAAACAAUGUAAGAUUACAAUUGAUGGGUGUGACCUGCCAAUGGAUUUGAUCCACCUACAUAUUCAAGACAUUGAUGUCAUUCUAGGCAACACCAAUGUAGAGGCCGAUCCCCUAAGUCGAAAGACUGUGGUUUCUGUGGCACACUUAAUGAUUCUAAAAAUGAAGUUGUUAGAGGAUGUAGCGAAGUGGCACCCAUCUCAGCCCCAUGAUGAGAGAACUGUGAAUGUCUUUGCAUCAUAUGUUCGAUGA
Amborella trichopoda is the source of this 828-nucleotide messenger RNA. Lineage: Eukaryota; Viridiplantae; Streptophyta; Magnoliopsida; Amborellales; Amborellaceae. The record is from RefSeq and is a predicted model, not a curated record.